CCGAUGCCGGAUGUUGCUGUCCGAGCUGAGCGGGGUCGGCUGUGGCGUGGAGGCGGGCCGCGCAGGCGCAGAGAGCCUGGGCCACGCCGACUGAGGCAGCGUCAGAGCGGGAUGCGGUGACGCCCCUGAGCGACCAUGGCAGCGGCCGACGAGCUGGCCUUCCACGAGUUCGAGGAAGCUUCUGAUCUGCUGGCCGAGACCCCAGAUGCGGCCACCACCAGUGGAAGCAAUCAGCUGACCCCACAGGGGCACGUGGCCGUGGCGGUGGACUCGGGUGGCAGUUAUGGAGCUGAGGAGGAAGUGGAGGAGAGUGACAGGACUGCGCUCCUGCAGGAGGAGAAGCAGCAGCCCGGAUUCUGGACGUUUGGCUACUAUCAGAGUUUCUUUGACGUGGACACAUCCCAGGUCCUGGACCGAAUCCGAGGCUCGCUGCUGCCCCGGCCUGGCCACAACUUUGUGCGGCACCAUCUGCGGAAUCGGCCGGACCUGUAUGGCCCCUUCUGGAUCUGUGCCACACUGGCUUUCGUCUUGGCCGUCACUGGCAACCUGACCCUGGUGCUGGCCCAGAGGAGAGACCCCUCUAUCCACUACAGCCCUCAGUUCCACAAGGUGACCGUGGCCGGCGUCACCAUCUACUGCUACGUUUGGCUGGUGCCGCUGGCGCUGUGGGCCUUCCUGCGGUGGCGGAAGGGGGUCCGCGAGCGCAUGGGGCCUUACACCUUCCUGGAAACCGUGUGCGUCUACGGCUACUCCCUCUUUGUCUUCAUCCCCACCGUGGUCCUGUGGCUCAUCCCUGUCCCAUGGCUGCAGUGGCUCUUCGGGGGGCUGGCCCUGGCCCUGUCAGCCGCUAGCCUGGUGUUCACUCUCUGGCCUGUUGUCCGAGAGGACACCAGGUUGGUGGCUGCGGUGCUGCUCUCGACUGUCGUGCUGCUCCACGCCCUCCUGGCCGUGGGCUGUAAGUUUUACUUCUUCCAGCCGCUGCCUCUGGCGCACCCGGCCCCCCCAACGCAGGCUGCAUCUCUGUCCCCAGACCUCCCGCCGCCGCCCACCUCUAGAGCCCACACCACCUAGGGAAUGCCCGGCCCGAAGGCCCAGCAUGAGGGGACACGGCUGCCCACCCUGCCCCUCAGACGAUGACUGAAGUCUCCCCUGACACCUCGAGAUCACUCUGCUGCUUUCCAGACUUUUCUUACAAAGCAAACACUUUUAUUUUCUAUGCAAAGGUGAUUCCGAGAAUUUGUAGAAAGGUGGGAAAAGGGCAGCAAAGCAGAGAGCUUCCGGGGGGGCUGGUGCCCCCGGGCUCCCCGCCAGGUCUUCUGCUUUCCCUGAUGGGAUGCGUGGGAGAGCAGACAGGGCCACCCCGGCCUCGACUGUGCCUGCCCUUCCUGGGUGCCCAGGGAGCGGGUCCCAGGGCCGAGCCUGAGCUCCACCACGGCCGUGUUCGGGGGGGGUCAGCAACGGGGGAGCAGAAGUAGAAGAAAACUGCCUGUGCUGAAACAUACAUUUCCUUGUUUAUUUGUUUCGUUGGGGGGGGGGGCAGAGGUCCCUGCAAGGCCCCUUCCCAGGCUGGGGAGGGACCAGAAUGCCAUCAUAGUAGUAGGGACUGGAGCGUCUACAAAUAUCAAGGGAAAUAAACAGGCCUAAUGUGAGCUACGAGGGGAAAGGACGCCUUCCACGAUCGAUUCUUGAGGUUUCUCAUGUCGGCCCCAAGUGGCUGACAGUGACCCUUCCCUCCAGGCCCUGGGCCCAUGGGGCCACUUGUUCUAACUCUUGGUAGGGGUGGGGAGGGGACCUGCAGGGGCUCAGGGACAGGACAGCAGCAAGAGGCAGGGGCCGAGGACGGAGGGCCUUCCCGACAGCCGGGGUGGGUUGUACAUUCAAGUGUGAGGUGAACCCUUUGGUGGGAGGCGGGCCUCGGGUCUCCAGAGGCCUGGCCCCACCCCUGUCCCGAAGACUCGGCAGGGCUGCCCCUCACCACUGAGCCUCUGAGUGGGGGGAGAGGGGCUGCUGGCUCGGCCCGGCCGGCCUGGUUUCUCAGAGGGUCUGUGGAUUGACACUGGUUCUUCUCGUAAAAAAAUAAAAUUAAAAAAAGCA
Mustela erminea (ermine) is the source of this 2094-nucleotide messenger RNA. It is a transcript of the gene YIPF2, whose product is annotated as Yip1 domain family member 2. Bases 136 to 1071 code for a protein of 311 amino acids. Gene Ontology annotation, cellular component: Golgi apparatus; membrane. Gene Ontology annotation, biological process: vesicle-mediated transport. Gene Ontology annotation, molecular function: small GTPase binding. The record is from RefSeq and is a predicted model, not a curated record. NCBI's taxonomy places the organism in Eukaryota, Metazoa, Chordata, Mammalia, Carnivora, Mustelidae. The transcript has 10 exons.